This is a messenger RNA of Wickerhamiella sorbophila, 2502 nucleotides long. RefSeq names its product putative di- and tripeptidase DUG2. The record is from RefSeq and is a predicted model, not a curated record. NCBI's taxonomy places the organism in Eukaryota, Fungi, Ascomycota, Dipodascomycetes, Dipodascales, Trichomonascaceae. Gene Ontology annotation, biological process: proteolysis; glutathione catabolic process. Gene Ontology annotation, molecular function: protein binding; peptidase activity. The coding region runs from base 1 to 2502 and encodes 833 amino acids. The transcript has a single exon.
AUGGACAUCGCAGAGGUGUGCACUGGCCCGUCGCAGCGGGAGUCCUGUCCGCCGGCACUUGAGCCGCCGCCUGCUCCUAGUUCUGUGCAUAUGUGGAGAAUAGCACAAGGAGCGACUGCAGCUGUGGCCUGGAACAAAUGGCUAUACGUGGGCACUGCAAAUGGGUCAUUGGUUGUGUUUGAUCUAGACACUUACCAGCAGCUGCACGAGUUUGAUGUGCACACUGGCAGUAUGAUUACUCUUGUGGUGCAUAAAAACAUGCUUUUCAGUGGUUCGUCAGAUUCGCUGCUCAAGGUUUGGAGCUUGGCGGCUGACGAGCUGCCGGUGCUAUUGCACACAAUCUAUUGCUUGGAGGAUAUUGGAGAUAUUUUUUGCAUAGCUUAUGUGGAACCACUACGGACGGUUUAUUUCGGUACCCAGAAUGCCUCGAUCCAGUGGGUGACGCUCCCGGAAACGGCGAACAGCUCAGAGACUUCAACAGCAGCUGCUGCAAACCAUCCUGCUGUGCGGCCGUCACGCUUUUUUGACUCGGCCGGGCCAGGUGGGAAGCUUGCGCCGCCUCAAACUCAGACGAAGCAGCUGCAGAUCGAUGAGGACUUCAAAUCGGACGAAACACUUCUCGAAGUGCCCCUGAAAAACUGCAUCAACUUUGCACACAAUGGCUUUGUAUAUUGCAUGAAAACUACCCAAAUUUCCGCCAAUGAACCUUUGAUUGUCAGUGGAAGUGCUGACGGUACUGUCAAGGCCUGGACGGUUGGCGCUUUAGGGGUUCUUACUGAGCUUCGAAAGGUCGUUUGCCCAGAUGGCGUUUUCAGCAUGGACAUUGUCGCUGACUGGCAGCUUUAUUGCGGCCUGGAAUCAGGCAGAGUCAUGCUCAUUGAUUUAGAGACUUGGCAAGCCCUUAGUUAUCGUCUCUCUGCGGAAUCACCAUUCAUCGCCUUAGUCGGGGUUGGUGAUGCAGUUUACGCAAUGGCAGAUGAUACUAUCUUCUACCAUUUACCCUCAACAUCAACCACGGUUAGUUGGAAAGCACCUGGUAUUAUAACAUCCUGCUCGAUCUCUGAAUACAAGCCCAAUCACCUGAUUACUUCGACAGCGGAGGGCCAGAUUUCACUAUAUUCACUAGUACGUUCAACCCCUUCACCAGCACCAACUGGCUUUCCAAAAGAGGCUGCGCAGGGUCUUACCAACGAUGAUAUGAUAUCAACACUAUCACGGUUAGUUCGCUACCAAACAGUGUCGUCCCGUGAUGGCCAGUUCUGGUCAGAAUGUCGACGCUGUGCGUCGGCGCUUCGAGAUCAUAUGAGGUCAUUGGGCGCAGAAUCAGACCUUUGGCGGGUUGAAAAGGGUAAUCCUAUCGUAUAUGCCCGCUUCAAGGCAAACGCACCUGGAAUUAACCCCGGAAAAAUCGUGUUUUACGGGCACUAUGACGUGAUCGAGGCCAGUGGUGGUAACUGGAAAACUCCACCUUUUGAACUUACCAGUAUUGAUGGGUACAUAUAUGGCCGUGGUGUAUCUGAUAAUAAAGGACCCUGUCUAGCGGCGAUCUAUGCUGCUGCCGAACUGUAUUCGCGCCAGAGCUUACCCAACGAUAUGGUAUUUUUAAUAGAAGGUGAAGAAGAAAGUGGUUCACACGGCUUCUUGGAUGCGGUAACAAAACACCGCGAAGAAGUCGGAGACGUCGAUUGGGUAAUAUUUUCCAAUUCGUAUUGGUUGACCGAUUCGCGGCCUUGUUUAAACUACGGACUCCGAGGUAUCGUUUACGCUAAAAUUACAAUCACAUCCGACAAAGCUGACGUGCAUUCAGGUAUAGAUGGAGGUGCGGCUCGUGAACCCGGUCAUGAUAUGGUUCAGCUAUUGGCGAGACUAACAGAGCCUACAGGUGAAAUUGCCAUUCCAAACUUUUCUCAGUCUGUCCUCGACAUGUCUCCCGAGGAAAGUGAACUGCUGGAUGAAACGGUAGCCACCGAAGGCUUUGAACUCAACCGCUCUGAUCUCACACAUAAAUGGUUCCGUCCCUCUUUGACGAUCCACAAAAUGAACGUUAGCGCACCAAACCCCACUGUGAUUUCCUCGCGAGUGACAGCCUAUGUUUCCAUCCGCAUCGUGCCCAACCAAUCUUCGGCCGAGAUUAAAAAGCUUUUGAAUGAUCACCUGAGCAGUGUUUUUUCCACUUUCAAAACACCAAAUAGGAUGGAAAUCGAGUAUCAUUACGACGCUGACCCAUGGCUAGGCGACUACCACUCCUCGCCCUAUCGUAUCAUGACAGAAGCAUUGACAGAAGAGUGGGAUGGAGUUGGACCUUUAUUCGUUCGAGAAGGCGGGUCAAUUCCAAUGGCCAGGGCUUUAGAGAAGCUUUUCGAUGCUCCGGCUGCUCAACUUCCAUGUGGCCAAAGCUCGGAUCGAGCCCACUUGACCAAUGAAAGACUCCGCAUCACAAAUUUGUUGGCUGCGCGAAACGUAUUCGUUAAGCUGUUCAAAGAGCUCCGCUCCCAAAACUAA